Apaloderma vittatum (bar-tailed trogon) is the source of this 2322-nucleotide messenger RNA. It is a transcript of the gene MED16, whose product is annotated as mediator complex subunit 16. The record is from RefSeq and is a predicted model, not a curated record. The transcript is spliced from 14 exons. Gene Ontology annotation, cellular component: mediator complex. Lineage: Eukaryota; Metazoa; Chordata; Aves; Trogoniformes; Trogonidae. Gene Ontology annotation, molecular function: protein binding. Gene Ontology annotation, biological process: positive regulation of DNA-templated transcription. The annotation marks the transcript as partial.
CACCCGUGGGACGUCUAUUCCGUUAACUCAGGUCACACCGAAGUCAUCACUUGCUUGGAGUGGGAUCAGUCAGGCUCCAGGCUGCUCUCGGCGGACGCGGACGGGCACAUCAAGUGCUGGAGCAUGACGGAUCACUUGGCCAACAGCUGGGAGAACACGGUGGGCAGCAUGGUGGAGGGGGACCCCAUCGUGGCCCUGUCCUGGCUGCACAACGGCGAGAAGCUGGCUCUGCACGUGGAGAAGUCUGGAGCGCCAAACUUCGGCGAGAAGUUUUCCAGGGUCAAGUUCUCUCCGUCGCUGACGCUGUUUGGUGGGAAGCCCAUGGAGGGCUGGAUCGCCGUCACCAUCAGCGGGCUGGUGACCGUCUCUCUCCUCAAGCCCAACGGGCAAGUGCUCACCUCCACGGAGAGCCUGUGCCGCCUCCGCUGCCGCGUGGCCUUGGCAGAUGUGGCCUUCACCGGCGGGGGGAACAUCGUGGUGGCCACGUCGGAUGGCAGCAGCACCUCCCCUGUCCAGUUCUACAAAGUGUGCGUUAGCGUGGUCAACGAGAAAUGCAAAAUAGACACGGAAAUCCUGCCCUCCCUCUUCAUGCGCUGCACCACGGACCCUGCCCGCAAGGACAAGUACCCGGCAAUCACUCACCUCAAGUUCCUCGCUCGGGAUAUGUCGGAGCAGGUGUUGCUCUGUGCUUCCAACCAGAACAGCAGCAUUGUGGAGUGCUGGUCUCUGCGCAAAGAGGGUUUGCCCGUCAAUAACAUCUUUCAGCAAAUCUCGCCCGUGGUUGGGGACAAGCAGCCGAUGAUACUGAAGUGGCGGAUUCUUUCUGCCACCAACGACUUGGAUCGGGUGUCGGCCGUGGCGCUGCCCAAGUUGCCGAUCUCCCUGACCAAUACGGAUCUGAAGGUGGCCAACGACACCAAGUUCUUCCCUGGGUUGGGUCUGGCUUUGGCUUUUCACGACGGCAGCGUCCACAUCGUCCAUCGCCUGUCCUUGCAGAUGAUGGCCGUCUUCUACGGCUCUUCCUCCCAGCGCCCGGUGGAUGAGCAGACCAUCAAAAGGCAGCGGACGGCCGGGCCCCUGGUUCACUUCAAAGCCAUGCAGCUCUCCUGGACCUCUCUGGCCUUGGCUGGCGUCGACAGUCACGGGAAGCUGAGCAUGCUUCGCAUCUCCCCCUCCAUGGGCCACGUGCUGGACAUGAACAUGUCCCUCCGUCACUUGCUGUUCCUCCUGGAGUACUGCAUGGUCACUGGCUACGACUGGUGGGACAUCCUGCUCCACGUCCAGCCCAACAUGGUCCAGAACCUGGUGGAGAAGCUGCACGAGGAGUACAUGCGCCAGAACGCGGCCCUGCAGCAGGUCCUCUCCACACGCAUCGUCGCCAUGAAGGCGUCUCUCUGCAAGCUCUCCUCCAGCACGAUCGCCCGCGUGUGUGACUACCACGCAAAGCUGUUCCUCAUCGCCAUCAGCUGCACCUUGAAGUCGCUGCUGCGCCCGCACUUCCUCAACACCCCGGACAAGAGUCCCGGCGACCGGCUCACCGAGAUCUGCUCCAAGAUCACAGACAUAGACAUUGACAAGGUGAUGAUUAACCUGAAGACAGAGGAGUUUGUCCUGGAGAUGACCACGUUGCAGUCCCUGCAGCAGCUCAUCCAGUGGGUGGGAGAUUUUGUGCUCUACCUGCUGGCCAGCCUCCCGAACCAGGGCUCCUCGGUGCGGCCGGGACACAGCUUCCUGCGUGACGGAGCGUCGCUGGGCAUGUUCCGGGAGCUGAUGGUGGUGAUCCGCAUCUGGGGGCUACUGAAGCCCAGCUGCCUCCCCGUGUACACGGCAACCUCCGACACCCAGGACAGCAUGUCCCUCCUCUUCAGGCUCCUCACCAAACUCUGGCUGUGCUGUCGUGAGGAAAAUCACAUAACAGAGCCCGACGAUACCCUGAUAGACGAGUGUUGCCUCCUGCCCAGCCAGCUGCUCAUCCCCCACAUCGACUGGCUGCCCAUCAACGACGGCAUCAUCAGCAAGCUGCAGAACAAGCAGCUGGUCCGGCUGCAGUUUGGGAAGGCUCCCGGGCUCGUCGGUCACACCGUGUCCUCCCAGUUCGAUGCCUUUGUCAGGGCACCUGGACAGCCCAAAAUUGAUCACCUGAGGCGGCUUCACUUGGGAGCGUACCCCACGGAGGAGUGCAAGUCGUGCACCAGGUGCGGCUGCGUCACGAUGCUGAAAUCGCCCAACAAGGUGACGGCGGUGAAGCAGUGGGAGCAACGCUGGAUCAAGAACUGCCUGUGCGGGGGGCUCUGGAGGAGGAUGCCCCUCAGCUACUCCUGA